CUCUUCAGCUGAGCUGGGAGAACCUAGGAUGCCAUCCAAAGAGCCCUAUGAGGCUCUCAAGGAGGACAAAUCUGUGGUGCAAAGAGCCAAACGAGAGGCCAAUCAAGAGGAGAUUUUGGCAGCCGCUCUUGGGAUGAGGAUGGGGCCCGAGAAGCCCACGGCUACCUUCUGGCAACCGCUGAAACUCUUCGCCUAUUCGCAGCUCACCUCGCUGGUCCGGAGAGCCUCGCUGAAGGAAACGGAGCGGGUGGCCAUAUCGGAGAAAGUCCACAACUUCAAGGUGCAUACUUUCCGUGGACCUCACUGGUGCGAGCAUUGCGCCAGCUUCAUGUGGGGGCUGAUGGCUCAGGGGGUCAAGUGUACAGACUGCGGCGUGAACGUGCACAAACAAUGUUCACCUCUGGUUCCCGACAACUGCAAGCCAAGUCUGAGACACAUCCGGAAAGUGUACAGCUGCGACCUCACCACCUUGGUGAACGCUCAUAACACGGCACGGCCCAUGGUGGUGGACAUGUGCAUACGGGAAAUCGAGUCAAGAGGAUUAAAGUCGGAAGGUCUCUACAGGAUAUCGGGAUUCAGCGACUCCGUGGAAGAAGUCAAGAUGGCGUUUGAUAAAGCCGGCGAGAAAACAGACAUCUCUGUGAAAACAUACGAAGACAUAAACAUCAUCACGGGCGCUCUGAAGCUCUACCUGCGCGAUUUGCCCGUCCCCGUCAUCUCGUACAACGCCUACCCAAGGUUCAUCGAGGCCGCAAAGCUCACGGACCCGGACAAGAAGCUCGAAGCGUUCCGAGAGGCGCUGGCUAUGCUGCCCGCAUCGCACCAUGAAACUCUCAAGUAUCUCAUGGCGCAUUUAAAAAGGGUAGCCCAACAUGAGAAAAGCAACCUUAUGAGCGCCGAGAACCUGGCCAUUGUUUUCGGACCCACAUUGAUGCGCACUCCGGAUCUCGACGCCAUGAGCGCUCUCAAUGACAUCCGUUACCAGAGGCAGGUGGUGGAGGCGCUCAUUAAAAAUGUCGACGCUCUCUUCUGAGUGCAAGGACAAAAUGUUGCGGGCAGGCCCUCAAACCUGCUUUUUGUUCAGAAAAAGAUUUUUUUUUUUUUUUUAAAGCCCUUUGUACUUUCUGCCUCCCCAUUUCUGUCGGGGGAUUUAUGCAUCAAGCUGACAUAGCAGCAUGCAGCCGUACUUUGUAGUCGUAUCUCAGCAUGUGGAAGGAUUGUUUCACUGUGAUUUUGUUUUUUCUGUGCUGUGAUAGCCUUAGAGGGGGGGUACUUUUUUCAACGUUUUUUUAUUUUUUUUUAUUACCUCUUUCUUGAAUGAAUCGGAAUUUUCCCUGUCAAUGUGUACAAAAAGGUGCAUUUGCCUGACUUUUAUUGUACUGUAAAUGGCAUUUUUUGUGAAUUAAUUUUGUACUGUCAUUUGUACACAACUUGUGCAUGGUCAGUUUAGUUUAUUAAACUGAUAAAACAAU
Messenger RNA from Syngnathus acus (greater pipefish), 1472 nucleotides. It is a transcript of the gene chn1, whose product is annotated as chimerin 1. The record is from RefSeq and is a predicted model, not a curated record. Gene Ontology annotation, molecular function: GTPase activator activity. Lineage: Eukaryota; Metazoa; Chordata; Actinopteri; Syngnathiformes; Syngnathidae. Bases 29 to 1033 code for a protein of 334 amino acids. Gene Ontology annotation, biological process: signal transduction; regulation of GTPase activity. The transcript has 7 exons.